AUGCCUACCGCGAUGCGCGCUCUGGUGCGCCUACCUCGGCAGCUGUCCAGGCGCUCUUUUGCCAUGUCUGCACGCACCGCACAGUCACCAUUUGGCUCUGGACCUUCGCCCCCACGCCUACCCAAAGAGGAGCAGGAAAUCUUUGAGAAGCUGCAAAAACAAAGCACUGGGGCCUUUAGCACGCCAAGAGGAGGCGAGGAAGAAGCAGCGGCACCGUCGUCCAAAGCAAACAUUCGCAUGCAAAUCAAUCAAUCGCCAGACUCUUCUUCUUCUUCUUCGUCAUCGCGGCCGCAAAUCAAUCAGUCGCCCGACUCAUCGGCAGAGCCAGAGAUCAGGUUUGAGAAUGGCAAAGAGAUCAAAAAGGGAGAAGAGUUUCAUCCUAACAUGAGAAGAGGCGCACCGCCCGAGUUUGAGGGCGAUGUCAACCCCAAGACUGGAGAGGUGGGUGGACCGAAGAACGAGCCAUUGAGAUGGGGACACACAAGCGACUGGAGCUACAAUGGAAGGGUGACUGACUUUUAA
Bipolaris victoriae FI3 is the source of this 522-nucleotide messenger RNA. RefSeq lists its product as hypothetical. Gene Ontology annotation, biological process: mitochondrial respiratory chain complex II assembly. Gene Ontology annotation, cellular component: mitochondrion. The coding region runs from base 1 to 522 and encodes 173 amino acids. The transcript has a single exon. The record is from RefSeq and is a predicted model, not a curated record. Lineage: Eukaryota; Fungi; Ascomycota; Dothideomycetes; Pleosporales; Pleosporaceae.